This is a messenger RNA of Leptopilina boulardi, 3973 nucleotides long. Its product is annotated as protein fem-1 homolog C. The record is from RefSeq and is a predicted model, not a curated record. Gene Ontology annotation, molecular function: protein binding. Bases 244 to 2196 code for a protein of 650 amino acids. The transcript has 9 exons. NCBI's taxonomy places the organism in Eukaryota, Metazoa, Arthropoda, Insecta, Hymenoptera, Figitidae.
AUUUAUUUACAUCAAACUAAUUAUUUUCCUUAAAUAAUUGUUUAAAUAAAUCAACUAUGCGAAUGUAAUUUUUUUUUCUGGACAAUAUAUACUCAAUUGCAGACGAUUCUAACCUCAAAAAGUUGUUGACAUUUAAAGGGACAAUAUAUGAUAAUAUUGUGAUAUUAUCAAGUAUUUUGGAUAAAAAUGUGAUUAACACCAAGUUGACACAUGUGCAAAAACUCUUGAACCCCGGGGGUUGAAAUGUGGAUCAGCAGUCGUCGGGAAAACAAUUCUAUGGACGAGCUCUUUCAGGAUCUUUAUCAAGAAUGCAAAUUCGUUGCACCUGGAGCAAGGCUCUCUUAUGCAUUAAGAAAUCGUCUUGAAAAAUAUAAAGGCGAUAUAAGACAGGAUAUUGUCUCGCGUAUGAAAGAUGGAUGUGCACCAUUAUUUAUUGCAUGUAAAAGAGGACACGUUGAAAUUGUCGAAUAUCUUAUCACUGUGUGUCACGCUGAUAUUGAACAACGAGGAAUGUAUGAAGUUCCUGACGAUAGAUCAGUUCAUUGUGUUACACCAUUGUGGUGUGCCGCUGUUUCCGGUAAAUUACGAGUUAUAAAAUGUUUAAUUUCACAUGGUGCCGAUGUCAAUGCAGUCUCCGACAGUGGAUCAACACCUGUUCGUUCAGCCUGCUUUAUGACUCAUCUUGAUAUCGUUUCUUAUUUGGUGGAAAAUGGAGCCGAUAUUUUAAUUGCGAAUUAUAAUGGAGGCACUUGUUUGAUAAAUUCAGUGCAAAGUGUCGAAUUGUGUAAAUUUCUUUUAACACACGGAGCCGGUGUUAAUGCAAGGGAUAUGCAAAAUAAAACUGCUCUGCAUUAUUCAAUUCAGGAGCAUCGGUUCGAAACAACGAAACUUUUAUUAGAUUAUCAUGCAGAUCCUUAUUUAAAAUCACGAUAUAAUGAUGAUGCUUUACAAACUGCCUGCCUUAAAGGUGCAACACAGAUAUUCGACUACUUAGUGGAAAAUGUUGCCUACUCACAGGAGAGAUUAGCCGACGCUCAUGAAUUAAUGGGUUCGACAUUUUUCAAUGAUCACAAUUAUACGCAAACAGCAUUGAAUUAUUGGCGUACUGCUAUGAAUAUUAGAAACGAUAAUAUGGUUGACGGUAAACCAUUGCCAAAGAGGCCAAUAAUGCCAAAAAGAGAUAAUUUUCGUAAUGCGACUGAAUUUUCUACAAUGGAAGAAUUACAAACAGCAAUGCUCGAUUUGGAUGCUAUUCGAAUUCAAAGUUUAUUAAUAUGCGAACGAAUUUUAGGUCCACAUCAUAAAGAUACACUUUUUAGACUGAUGUAUAGAGGAGCCUCAUAUGCCGAUGCUCUUCGGUAUCAGUAUUGCAUAGAUUUGUGGAGAAGAGCACUGGAAAUUCGAGUGGAGAAGGAUUCUAUAUUAUUUAGCGACACUUGUUUUACUGCUCAAGCUCUUGUUCGAUUAAUGGUCGAUUUAAAUGAGAAAAUAGUAGAAAUAGCAUAUCGUAAUCGUGAAAAACAGGAGCCAAGAUUUUGUGAUGUAGUGGCAGUUUUUAAAUUACUCACCGAACAUCUUCCCGAAGCUAGAUCUUUGUUAGAGAAACGACCGGUACAUAAAAAGCAACGGGAGAGUUACGAUCGCAUUUUAAAGUGCGUUACUCAUUUAAUAUAUCUCCUAUUGGAAACUGCACAAUCGGAUGAUGAAAAAGUGGAAAUGCGACAAUUAGUACAUAAUUUAGUUAGGCAAAAUCCAAGAUGCGCUUCAACGGAAGAUACACUUCUUCAUCUUUGCGUCUCGAGAGUGAAUACAAUUCAUUCGAAUUAUUUUACUACCGAAGAAAUACAAGUAAUUUUUCCACAUGUGGAAGUGGUAAGAUUACUUUUAAAAUGUAGAGCGCACGUUAAUGCAAGAAAUGACACAAGAUCAACACCUCUACAUAUUGCAAGCAAGCCGAACAAUUUCCAAACCGAGAUCGUAAAACUUCUUUUGGAUUAUGGGGCACAUCUAGACACACCAAAUAAAGCUGGCGAGACACCGGCACAACUAAUAGCCUCAAAUCCUUGUAACAACAUAAGUUUGGUAAACUAUACAACUUUACAAUGUCACGCGGCUCAGACAAUUUGUAAAUAUGGAAUUCAAUGCACCGAAUUGCCCGUAACGUUAUAUGAAUUCCUUAAGUUGCACCAAGAAUAAUUAUUUUAAAAUGCGCUCUUCUUCUUCUUCUUUUUUAAUCAUUAACCACAUAAGUAUUUGUGUAUAAUAUUUAUAGUACCUAUAUAUAUAUUUCUAGUAUUUCUAGAAUUGCGUAUUAUUAUCUUUUAGCGAAAUCUAUUUACCCGCAUAAAAAAAAAACAAGAAAUACUCGUAUAGUUCGAAUCAUGAGUAAUAUUAAUAACAACAAUAAUAGUAAUAAUAACAAUAACAACAGGGAUUUUAAUAAUUAACAACACAGCGCGUCCAAAAUUUUAAGACUGGUCGUUGAAAGAAUUUUUAUGAGAUAUUCUCUUUUAUUUUACAAAAACAAAAACAAUAUUCGUGAUUGAGAGCAUACAUUGGCUCUUAAAAUAAAUGGUGCUUGAUACUCCAUUAAUGGAGUUUCAUUAAAAAAAACAGAAUAAUAAUAAUAAUAAUAAUAAUAAUGGAAAUAAUAUAACUUUAGUACAACUAUUGUCAUUGACGGACUGCAUUGAAACAUUAGAUCUAAAAAGAUCAGUGUGCGUGAUAUACCUAGUUAAAUAUAUGAAUUUAAUUUUUCACGAUUGUCAUUCACGUGAUUGUGGAAUUUUUGCUUUUUUUUUACUUAAUCUUGCCAUAUAAGAAUAACGUGAAAAUUUUGCAAACUCAAAGUGUUUAAAAUUUAGAAAUUAAAAAAAUUAAGACUAUAUUUCAGAUUCGCAGCGUAAUUUUUUUUUGAAAAAAAAUGUUACAUUUUUGUAACUACGCUGCUAAUUUUAGAAAUGGUCUUUAAAUGAAAUUAAAAUUUUUAAUAAAAAAAAAAAAAAAUAUUGUUUAUUUAUUAAAUUAUAAAUUUAUUUUUAUUUAAUUGUUACGAUUUAAUGAGCACAUCUUAUUUGUUAUUGUUUAAAUGUCUUGUUCAUUAUUAAAAAAAAAAUCGACGGUGCUUGUAAAAAAAAAAAAAAAUGUUUUACCGUGAAUUGUACAAUUUUUUUUUUUUUUUGCUAUGUUUAUUAUAUAGCGUAUGAAUUAAAAUCUCUUAUUGAAGAGUAUAAACUUGAAAUAAUUUUAUUGUAUAAGUUUGAUUAAUUUCUCUUAUUAAGUAAAAUUUGUUUAAAAUUGAAUUGUUUUUUCUUAUCCAUUAUGAGAAUAAUUUCAAGUUUCUAUCGUUAUAAGUUGGAUUAUUAGAAAAUAAAAAAAAAGAAACCCAUUUGAAAUAACAUAAUUUAGACAUCGAAAUGCGCGGGUAAAAUUUGAAAUUAGAAAAAAAAGUAAUCAAUUUUGCACUUAAAAUUUAAUAAAAUUAUAAUAAAAAGCAAGAAAAAAAAGGGGUAAUAAAAAAAAAGUUUGUUAAAAAUUAGAAAAUGUGUUUUCACUUCUCGGGGGCCUUAGAGCGAAUCGGAUUAUUAGAUUUGUGAUAAAAAUUUGUUUCUUUUUCACUUUUCGAUAUAUAAUAUAGUAUAUAUUGGUUUUCAUAAUAAAAAUAUGUGAAUCUCAUAAUUUUUUAAUAUUGAUAAUACGUGUAUUUUUCAUGGCAGCCUAAUUUAUUAUUUAUUAAUGAGAGAAUAUCAUAUUGCAUAUCUCACAAUUCUUGAACUUUAUAUAUACAUAUAUGUAACCAGUGAAUUAAUAUUAAAACGAUAGAUUAUUAUGAACUUUUAUGAAAUAGAUAUUAAAUCAUUAAGUGAAUAGUUCCCCUCUUGUAUACACAUGGAUUUCAAGUUUCAUUGUACAUGUAUUAAAAUUUAAUAAUGAUUGUCUAUGUAAGAUAAGAAAUAAAACAUUUUCAAGUUAA